CAAGACUGGCUGCAAUGAUUAUUCUCAGCGUGGCAUCUCUAAUUCAUACUGUUGAGGAUUCCCACCUGAUCUCCUUAACUCUGGUAGAUAUUGGUGAUAGUAUAACAUUCGACUGCAGUACUUCUGAGAAGGAGCUUAAAUUUCUUUACUGGUAUAAACAGUCUCUUGGACACAUGGUUGAAAUAGUGGCUUCUGUGAUCCUUGGUCAACAAACGAUAAGUGAUAAAUAUAAAGGCUCUCACUUUGUAACAAUAAAAGGGUCUCGUUAUGAUCUCACUAUCAUCAAUAUCAGCAAAGAGGAUGAAGCAACAUAUUUCUGUCACAUUGGAACAACAUAUUCACAGAAGUUCAUCAGUGGCACUUUUCUGGCUGUGAAUGAUGAUAAACAGCAGAAAUCUCUCUACUUGAAACAACAUCCAAAGACUGAGCUUGUUCAGCAGGGAGCAACCGUAACUCUCCAGUGUUCACUUCUCUCCAAGAGUAAAGAAAAGUCUCAGUGCCCAACUAAACCCAGUAUGUACUGGUUCAGAACUGAAUCAGAACGAUUCCAUCCAGGCAUCAUUUAUACUCAAAGGAACAUCAGCGACAAAGACUUGGACAGAAGCUGUUCCUACAGUUUAUCUGUACGAGACUCAUCUGAUACUGGAGUUUAUUACAGCGCUGUGGUAGCAUGUGGAUCAAUCGUGAUUGGUGAAGGAACCAAAGUGGAGAUGAUAGAGCAAAAUGUUGACAGUCUUGUCAUUACACUUGGAGGACUGUUGGCCUGCUGUGUUAUUGUUAUAGUCCUCCUGAUUUUCUACAUUAAAUUAAAGCGAAAUUGUGGACAAACCAAAGGUCAAAAUGGUGGUUCCAGUCUGGUGGAGGAUGCAAAAUCAAAAGAUGUUCACACAAGAAACUUGGAUGGUGAAGCAAUAGAAGCGAAUUAUGCAUCAGUGCAAACCUGGGUUAGAAGGUCUAAUGGGAAGAAAAAUCAUCCACAAGAAUGUGUUUAUUCCACUGUCAAAUCAGAUGCUCACCAAAAUCGGCUCUCUUCACUGUAGUCAUUACAGCUUCACUGCUCUUCUUUUAGAGCAUAUUUCCAUAACUUAAUUUGUAAUGCAAAAUCAUGUUAUUUUCUUUUUUCUUACUUGUUUAUUUUCUAGUAUCAGUAUGUUAACACAUGAAAAAAACAAAAACAAAACAGCCGUUCUUUAUUCCAUGUAUCACACUAAGUAAAUUCUCUUUGCAUAAAUCAACUAAAUUGCACAGAAUUGUAAAUUAUGUUGACAAAUAUGUAACAGAAUAA
Poecilia reticulata (guppy) is the source of this 1285-nucleotide messenger RNA. RefSeq lists its product as uncharacterized. The record is from RefSeq and is a predicted model, not a curated record. Gene Ontology annotation, biological process: response to bacterium. Lineage: Eukaryota; Metazoa; Chordata; Actinopteri; Cyprinodontiformes; Poeciliidae.